Molecule: messenger RNA, 1803 nt
Organism: Alternaria novae-zelandiae
Lineage: Eukaryota; Fungi; Ascomycota; Dothideomycetes; Pleosporales; Pleosporaceae
Exons: 2
Coding region: 1-1803 (600 amino acids)
Biological process (GO): transmembrane transport
Molecular function (GO): transmembrane transporter activity
Source: RefSeq, a predicted model, not a curated record
AUGAGACUCGACCGCGGAAGAUACGAUGUCACAUCUUUGCCAUCAAGCGUUCUCGCGAAUGCAAUAGCAUCUGACGAUGGAUAUGAGCUCAAGAAAAAGAAAAUAUGGUCGCGUGACCUGCAUGUCGACACCCAGGCGAACACCACAUCUUCUGAUCUCGACGAAGUCGAACAAGACAAGCCUACGAGCCAACCAGUAUCAUGGAGCGAAUUACCACGCAAAGACCAGCUCUUCGUCCUGAUGCUUGCUCGUCUUUCCGAACCUUUGACUCAGACCUCGCUGGGCGCAUAUCUCUACUACCAGCUCCAAUCCUUCGAUCCAUCACUCCCAGAGUCGACCAUCUCGUACCAAGCUGGCAUAAUCGGCGCAGCAUUCCCAGCGACUCAGUUCAUGACCGCCAUGCUAUGGGGACGCUUCUCGGAUGCAGAGUACGGUGGCCGAAAGAGAACGAUAUAUCUUGGGCUGCUUGGCACAAUGCUUAGCAUCAUUGGCUUUGGCUUCUCACGCAGUUUCGCCAUGGCAGUAGCCUUUAGAUGUCUUGGUGGUAUACUGAACGGUAAUGUUGGUGUGAUCAGGACUAUGAUCAGUGAGAUCAUCAAGGAAAAGAAGUACCAGAGUAGAGCCUUCCUGAUCUUACCUAUGAUCUUCAACGUCGGUGUCUUGGUCGGGCCUAUAAUGGGUGGUGUACUCGCAGACCCCUUUGCCAGCUACCCUUCUCUAUUUGGGCCCAACUCCACUUUCGGUGGCAAAGACGGCGUACAGUGGAUGAAGCGAUACCCUUACGCCCUACCCAAUCUCACGAGCGCCGUGUUCCUAUGCUUGUCAUCUUUCGCUGUUCUCUUCUUCCUUGAAGAGACAGGUGAACUUUGCAAACACCGGCCCGACCCAGGUCUCCGCGUUGGCCGAUGGAUACGUCGAACGAUCUUUCGACAGAACAUCGCAUCUGAAGAUGGGUACAACGUUGUACCGGAGGAUGACUUUGAGCUACAACCCACACCAACAUCGGUGCAUGCACCAUCAUCUGCUAGUCUUGACAAGCCGAGGAUUUUCGUCAGACAGCAGCUACCCUUCCGUCGUAUCUGGACUCGCAACUUAGUCACAACACUCUGCGCGCACGGCGUUCUUGCUAUGCACGUAGGUACCUUCAACGGUCUCUGGACUAUCCAUCUUUCCACGCCUCGCUUCGACCGUAGUCACCCAUAUCCCCCGGGUUUCACGCCUCACGGCCUGUUCUUUACCGGCGGUCUAGCCAUGCCUCCAGCGCGUAUCGGUAUCGCACUUGCCAUCAUCGGUGUCAUCGGCAUACCCUUGCAACUCUUCGUUUACCCACGAGUUGCGCAUCGUCUAGGUACCGUUGGUUGUUACCGCAUCUUCCUCGCUCUCUUUCCAGUGAUGUACACUACAGCUCCGUUCUUGAGUCUGGUUCCCAGCUGGACGUCCCCACCCGACGGUGUCAGCGGUCCGUGGAUAUGGAUCGCUAUUACAUGUGCUUUGUUCAUACAAGUCCUCGCUCGCACUUUCGCUCUGCCAUGUACGGCUAUACUUAUCAACAACGUCAGUCCGCAUCCAUCGGUCUUGGGUACCGUUCAUGGUAUUGGCCAGUCGGUGUCCAGUCUUACUCGGACCGUGGGGCCAAUACUCUUCUCCUGGGUAUUCGGCAGGGGGCUGAAUAUGGGAAUGAUCGGACUGGCCUGGUGGUGUAUGGCUGCUGUAGCUAUAGCUGGAUGGGUGCUUGCACAGGGCGUAAAAGAAGGGAAUGGACAUGAACUACUGCUUGAGGGGGAGAAGGAAGAGUAUGACUAG